This is a messenger RNA of Suillus subalutaceus, 837 nucleotides long. RefSeq names its product coatomer beta C-terminal region-domain-containing protein. Gene Ontology annotation, cellular component: cytoplasm; COPI vesicle coat. Gene Ontology annotation, molecular function: structural molecule activity. Lineage: Eukaryota; Fungi; Basidiomycota; Agaricomycetes; Boletales; Suillaceae. Bases 1 to 837 code for a protein of 278 amino acids. The transcript has 11 exons. Gene Ontology annotation, biological process: endoplasmic reticulum to Golgi vesicle-mediated transport; intracellular protein transport; intra-Golgi vesicle-mediated transport. The record is from RefSeq and is a predicted model, not a curated record.
AUGACAAGUGAUACGUCACGUCCUCUGGAUCCUGGGCGAAUCCCUAUUCUUGCGAGCGAGCAGCGGUUACUGGAUGAGGCUAGCAGAGAGGAGGACAGGAAGGAGGACAGGAAGGUCGAGGGAAGCGGGCGGCAAAAGGUUCUUGCUGACGGGACAUUCGAUGACCUUACAAACGACCGGCCAAAGGCCAAUGCUUUCCGUGCUGGGUCCAUGUUGAUCAUGGCGUCUAUUAUCCACAAUCGCCAGUCGAAGUUUGUCACGGCAAGCCUCCGUCGUCCACGAUAUCUUCUUGAAGGACACGAAAGCGGCAUGCUCCAAGAUGCUCGUCACUCCGGAGAAAAAGCAGCGGAAAAGAAAGAAUCAGAAAGCACGAAGGAACAUGUCGUACAAGUCGAUGACUUGCUUACUUUCAGACAGUUCUCGGAAAAAUCGGCGGAUGAUCCCAUUGAUUACGUGGAAAACUUAGGCAAGAAGACGGGGGCUGCUGAAAUCCGGGAAGACUUCAUAUCCAACCUCAGUCGCAUAUCCCAGCUCACAGGUUUUUCGGAUCCUAUAUAUGCAGAAGCAUACGUCAAGUCAAUACUAUGCUUGAAUGUGCUUCUGGUCAAUCAGACGUCCAAUACGCUGCAGAAUCUUUUCGCGACGCUUGGUGACCUCAAACUGGGUAUCAAGGCCACAAUCAAGGUCUCAUCAACAGGCGUUAUAUUUGGCAGCAUCCUAUGGGAUGGCCCUGCCCUCGCUGAAUGGUGUGUUAUCUUGAACGACAUCGACAUCGACAUCGACAUCUUGGACUAUAUCAAGCCUGCAUGCUGUAGCGAGACACAGGUAUAUCUUUAA